Molecule: messenger RNA, 465 nt
Organism: Symbiodinium sp. CCMP2456
Lineage: Eukaryota; Dinophyceae; Suessiales; Symbiodiniaceae
Source: the annotation of a GenBank genome assembly
AUGCUGUCAUGGGCAUCCAGGGAACUCAUCGAACGACUGAGUUCCUCUGCCCUCUACUCGAGCCCCGCGAACACACUCCCAGAUGUGUUCUCGCUCGAUGAGAAACAACACCACACAUGCCUCAAGGCUGCUCAGUUGCUGACCCGGACCUCCGAGCCGACAAAGAUUGAAGACUUGACAAAGCUUCUGCAACCCCUUGACAUCCUGUUUGGUGGCGUAAACAUCGCAGACGAGGCCUACAGAAGCAUGAAGGAAGUGGCGUUCGUCCACGACGUCUUGGCACCCAUCGGUUUAUGCUGCGGCUCAUGGCCGGGUGUGGCCCACGCUGUCGGGUCUGGCUUUUUGGCCUUCAUCAUGCAAGAUGUGAUGGCCGUCUGCGACGGGAUCGGGAAAUUGCUCAUUCCCCUCUUGGCUCAGAAGGACAAGCUCAACAAGCUCGCGGAGUCGAAGACUUCCGGACCGGGA